AUGGCUAUGUUCCGUUCUCCGAGAGAAGUCUGUUCUCGGAAUCCUAGAGAAGAUAAGUGUGAAAGAAAAGAGCAGAGAGGAGCGUAUUGUUGUGACUUUUGCUACGAUGGCUGGGACAGUGAAACUGAAGUUGAUAUACAUCGCAAUACUACUCAUAGAAAAGAAAUGCUGGAUUUGUUAAAAGCCACGAACCAGCAUGUUUGUAGGAUCUGCUACAAGUCAUACGAAAAUAAAGACGAUUUGAUCCGUCACAUAAAAACCUGGCACCUUCUCAGCAGCGAAGAUGCAGUGCGUGUGGAACGAGAGAUUUUCAUAUGUGACUAUUGUUCUAUGCUCUUCUUCAACAAAUUACUUAUACAAACACACCUAUUGCUAUACCAUAUGGACGUUGACAAAAUCGAAACUUUUACGGAAUGUGCAAAAUGCCACAGAAUAUAUCGUCUAAGAACAAUGUGGUACCAUUUUCAAGCUCACUAUAUUCAAAGUGUGGCUGGCUGUAAAAUAUGCUUGACGAAAUGCAAAAACAGAAAAGAUGUCCUCAAACAUCUGGAGACACACAGAAAGUUUCUCUUUUGCAAUGUUUGUAGAUAUGAAACUAUGCAUGAGGAAUAUUUCAGGGAACACCUUGCGACCCGACAUAGGAAAAGUGUUAAUAGUUCUAGAAGGAACAAUUUCAAAUGGAAACCAUACUUCUCGCCGAAGACCAGUGACUACAUAAACAAAUUUAGAUUCGUAUGUGAUACGGCCUCCAAAGGUGUUGAUUUGCCACUGCUUGAAGAUACUCAACUACACAUUUGUAUAUUCUGUAGGGAGAUCUGCUUCGGGGAGCAAAGUGCAAAAGACCAUAUAUGGUAUGUUCAUCACCAAGCGCUCGAACCUCCCCUAACGUCCAGUCACGUGUGUAUAUGCGGAGAGAAGUUUGCCUUCAAAGUUUUGCUGAAACAGCAUUUGUUUAAAGAAAAAUGUGAUCGCAAGCAACACAACUCAAUAGAGGAAGACACCGAUGAGUACUUAAUUGUCGUAAUGACCGAAGAAGAUGAUCCUAAAACGAUGGUAACGGCUGUAAGCACAGAAACAGUUUGA
Molecule: messenger RNA, 1083 nt
Organism: Parnassius mnemosyne (clouded apollo)
Lineage: Eukaryota; Metazoa; Arthropoda; Insecta; Lepidoptera; Papilionidae
Source: the annotation of a GenBank genome assembly